This is a messenger RNA of Lycium ferocissimum, 3045 nucleotides long. Its product is annotated as protein FAR1-RELATED SEQUENCE 11. Gene Ontology annotation, molecular function: zinc ion binding. Lineage: Eukaryota; Viridiplantae; Streptophyta; Magnoliopsida; Solanales; Solanaceae. Gene Ontology annotation, biological process: regulation of DNA-templated transcription. Bases 623 to 2662 code for a protein of 679 amino acids. The record is from RefSeq and is a predicted model, not a curated record. The transcript has 3 exons.
GGCGCGCCAAUUUACAUUGUGCCAAUUGCGUACAUAGAUAUCAAUGUGCAUACAUACAUUUGUAGAUGUGUGUGUGUGUGUGUGUGUGUAGUUAAAGUGGGGGUCUAUACUCCUAACCUUUUGUCCUUUAGAAAUACUCGAGGUCAAUAGAGAUUACCUCUUAAUUUAUAUGAAUCCAGACGGAGAGUCAAAAGUAACUUCUUUGUUGGUUCUUGAGUGGAGUUAAUGGUGAAUACCAAUAUUUAGAAUGUCAAGGUAUAUGUAAUAUUAUCUGUAGAAAGUGGUCUUUUUGGUAUUCGUUUGUUUAUGCAUAUGAAUGUCUACAUGUAUCAUUUCCUGCCACGACAUGUCCAUAUUAGCUGCGAUGUUAAUCUUUUACAAAAUGAACUUUGGGUUGUUCUAUUAGUGCUUUUUUUUGGCUUCUGAUUUGACUGAGUGCCUCUUCUAUAUUUACUUAAGCGAGGUCUAUGUAUCUGUAUUAUUGGUAACGUGAUUUGGUACUGCAUAUCUAUUGUAACAUAUUAAAUGCAACCAUUUUGUUGAAGUCUUACAAUAUUUGUAUGACUUAAAAAAUUAGACAUGGUUCUAGGUUUGUAGUGAGCAGUAUCUUGACAAGUUUAUAAUGUCUGAAGAGGCUGAGCAGAUGAUGGUGCUUUAUGGCGAUCCCUCGGAUCAGAGAUCUCUAUCUUUGGAUGAUACAAGCAGCACUGAAGAAUCACCCGAUCAAACAAGGCUGUCUCUGGAGACAACUAAUGAUGCAGUUCCAUACAUAGGACAAAGAUUUCCCACUCAUGAUGCUGCUUAUGAAUUCUAUGCUGAAUUUGCUAAAGGCUGUGGCUUUUCAAUCAGGCGUCACCGCACAGAAGGCAAAGAUGGUGUGGGCAAAGGACUUACAAGACGGUAUUUUGUUUGCCAUCGUGCAGGCAACACUCCUGUCAAAGCCGCUAAUGAUAAUAAGCCUCAGAGGAACAGAAAAUCCUCCCGCUGUGGAUGCCAAGCAUAUAUGCGGAUAAGCAAGACAACUGACAUAGGAAUGCCUGAAUGGAGAGUGACUGGUUUCAUGAACCACCAUAAUCAUGAACUUCUAGAGCCAAACCAAGUACGCUUUCUUCCUGCAUAUCGCAGCAUAUCAGAUGCAGACAAGAGCCGUAUUCUAAUGUUUGCAAAAACUGGAAUUUCAGUGCAGCAAAUGAUGAGGCUUAUGGAGCUAGAGAAGGGUAUGGAACCAGGCUAUUUGCCAUUUACUGAGAAGGAUGUCAGAAAUUUGCUUCAAUCAUUCAGGAAGGUGGAUCCUGAGGAUGAAAGCAUAGACUUGUUGAGAAUGUGUAGAAACAUUAAGGAAAAAGAUCCCAAUUUCAAGUAUGAUUUUUCACUGGAUUCCAACAACAGAUUGGAAAAUAUUGCAUGGUCAUAUGCCUCAUCCAUCCAGUCAUAUGAAGUUUUUGGUGAUGCUGUGGUCUUUGAUACAACUCAUCGAUUGACUGCUUUUGACAUGCCACUUGGGAUAUGGGUUGGAGUGAACAACUAUGGUAUGCCAUGCUUCUUUGGUUGUGUUCUUCUUCGAGAGGAAACUAUGAGAUCCUACUCUUGGGCUUUGAAGACAUUCUUGGCGUUCAUGAAUGGGAAGGCUCCACAAACAGUACUAACUGAUCAAAAUAUGUGUCUCAAAGAGGCAAUUAACUUGGAGAUGCCCACAACUAAGCAUGCCCUUUGCAUUUGGCUUAUCGUGGCAAAGUUUCCGUCAUGGUUUAAUGCUGUUUUAGGAGAGCGCUACAAUGACUGGAAGGCUGAGUUUAACCGGCUCUAUAAUUUGGAAUCUGUGGAGGACUUUGAGUUGGGUUGGAGAGACAUGCUGAACACAUUCGGACUGCAUACAAACAGGCAUAUUGCCAGUCUAUUUGCCUUGAGAUCACUGUGGGCGCUGCCAUACCUUAGGAGCCACACCUUUGCUGGCAUGACCACAGCAGGCCACUCAAAGUCAAUCAAUGCUUUUAUCCAACGGUUUCUGAGUGCACAAACCCGGCUAGCACAUUUUGUCGAACAAGUGGCUGUUACAGUUGAUUUUAAGGAUCAAACUGGAGAGCAGCAGACUAUGCAGCAAAAUCUACAAAAUAUAUGCCUUAAAACAGGUGCUCCCAUGGAAGCACACGCUGCUACAGUUCUGACACCAUUUGCGUUCUCUAAGCUUCAAGAACAACUUGUUUUGGCUGCCCAUUAUGCAUCAUUUCAGAUGGAAGAUGGUUUCCUCAUCCGCCACCACACAAAACUUGAGGGUGGACGGAAAGUUUACUGGGUUCCAAGAGAGGGCAUCAUAAGCUGCAGCUGCCACCAAUUUGAGUUCUCUGGAAUACUUUGUCGCCAUGCUCUCCGUGUUCUGUCCACAGGAAACUGCUUUCAAAUACCAGAAAGAUAUCUGCCACACCGGUGGCGAAGAAUUAGUACACCAUCAACAAAAGCUCUUCAAAAUACUCACAAUGACCACAUGGAAAGGGUUCAAUUAUUGCAGAAUAUGGUUUCUACUCUAGUAACAGAAUCAGCAAAGUCAAGGGAACGUCUUGACAUUGCAACAGAGAACGUUUCAAUCCUUUUAUCGAGGAUAAGAGAACAGCCAAUUUGUUCACAAGGUGUUAGAGAGUUAUCCUCAAAUCAGAGAAAUCUUUGAUUAUAGUUAAAUACUUUUGAUUACAUCCAGAAUUCUUGUAGAAAAAAGGGACAAAAGAGAUGAAACAGGGGAAAUUUGUCUAGCUAGUGUGUAAAGAGUUGAGAGCUGGCUUGAUACCCUUUAUAUGACAGAUUUGCAGAUUGUGUUUUCCAAAAUCUGAUAAACCGAUAUGUAAAGUUUUGUGCUCCAGGGAAAACAUGAAAAAGGCAAUAUAUUUAUUAACUUUAUAUGCUGCUUUUGCAUUGAAGGGGAAAGAAAAAGACUAAGAAUCAGAUUUUUCUUGUUCUGUGCAUGUAUUGGGUUUUUUUCUAUAAUUAUUUAGUAUCCAAUACUCACUGAUUCGACUGGUUUUUCAUUAAUAUGCAUUUAUUAGCUGUUACUCU